AACCUGCCCCUCCCUUGGCAAGAUGGCGGCGCCCAGCUGUGGUGCGCCUGGCGUCUGGAUCCGGGGUACCGGCCCGCGUUCGGGGAGUCUCUUCACUCUCGUCUCAAAGGCAUUUUGUUCCACCGCUGCUGCUACUAGUCCUCUGAAUGCCCAGAGAUUGGCGGAGAGGCUCCGAGCCCAGCAACGGGAACAAGAGACGAAAAAGCCGGAACCUACUAACCCUAUUCAGCGGAGAGUGCAAGAACUAGUGCGGUUCACAGGGCAGCUGCAGCGAGUUCACCCUAACGUCCUUGCAAAGGCACUGAGCCGGGGGAUUCUCCACCAGGACAAGGACCUUGUGGUCAUCAGUAAGCCCUACGGUCUCCCUGUCCAUGGUGGUCCUGGGGUCCAGCUCUGCAUCAGUGAUGUACUGCCCAUCCUUGCAAAGAUACUUAAUGGCCACAAGGCAGAGCCUUUACAUCUGUGUCACCGACUAGACAAGGAAACUACAGGCGUAAUGGUGUUGGCUUGGGAGAAAGAUGUGGCACAUCAAGUCCAAGAGAUGUUUAGAACCCGUCAGGUGACAAAGAAGUAUUGGGCCGUCACUGUGCGUGUCCCCAUGCCCUCAGCAGGAGUUGUGGACAUUCCUAUCCUCGAAAAGGAGGUGCAAGGCCAGAAGCAACACCACAAGAUGACGUUGUCUCCAAGCUACCGCAUGGACAGUGGUAAAAUGGUGAAAGUGCGGACCAAUCGGAGUGCCCAUGUUGCUGUGACUCAGUACAAGGUGCUCAGCAGCACUCUCUCAUCUGCCCUUGUGGAGCUCCAGCCUGUUACUGGAGUGAAACAUCAACUUCGAGUUCAUCUGUCUUUUGGAUUGGAUUGCCCAGUCCUUGGUGAUCACAAGUACUCAGACUGGAAUAGGUUGGCCCCCCAGAAGCUUCCUGUUGGAAUUCUGAAGAAGUUGGGACUGAAACAGUCCAAGGCCCGACACAUCCCCCUUCAUCUGCAUGCCCGUCAAUUGAUGCUGCCUGCCCUGGGGUCCAGGAAGGAGGAACUCCACUUGGUCUGCAGGCUUCCUCGCUUCUUUGCACAUUCUCUACAUCGUCUGGGUUUAGAGAUGCCAAAUCAGGAUCAAAAUGGGGACUUUGAAGCCGGGCAUCUGAGAGCACAGUGAAGACUGUUUAGCCCCUGAGCUUUGCUUUGUUUCAUAAACUUUUUAACUUCUCACUUGGAACAGACUCCAGAAGAGCCUGGUGGGGUAAAUUGAAGAAACUUAGCUGCAUUAGGGCUUUUAAUAAAUAAUUAAAAAAGCAAACAAACAAACAAAAAAUCUAUUCACUGAGAAUUUGAUCAUGCUGUGAAAAAACCUGCUAGAAAUUUCCCCACCACAGGGUCUCCUUGCAAGAGAACCCAGGACCAGGGAGAUUGGUGCAGUAAUGGGAAAAAGGAGAACUGAAGGACAGAAUCUGUGGUCAGGAACUGUUUUCAUCCCACAGAAAGCUUUAGAGCUAUUAGGGAGAUUUCUAUCAUUGUAAAGAAUAUAAUGGUUAAAAACAUAUUGCAGAAUCCAGGGAUUCUUUUCCAGCUAUCACAUGGAUCCCUCACUGCGCUAGUGAUUAUGGAAUCCAGGAAGGGAGUGUUCAGGGUCUGGUUGGGGUGGGGCAUUUGAUAAGAAAGCAGAUUUAUGUAAAUGGAAGGCAGAUAACAUAAAUGAGUGAAACUGACAGGAUGUAAGGCAGCGGUGGGGACAGCAAGAAGCUCACACAGUUUUGUUUUGUUUUUGUGCCAGGGAUUGAAUCCAGGGAUGCUUACCUACUGACCCACCUCCCCAUCCCUUUUUGUAUUUUAGAGAGAGGCUUUCACUGAAUUGCUUAGUGCCUUGCUAAAUUGCUGAGGCUGACUUUGAACUGGUGAUCCCCUGCCUCAGCCGCUGAGGUUACAGGCAUGCACCACCACACCAUGCUUCAUACACUCUUAACAGUUGUUAGCUCCAGUUGGUUGUUGCCCUGUGGGGGCAGAUUUUCUAAUUUUUUUCAGAGACUCAGGAAAUCCAGAUGUUAUGUGAACUCUCCUAGCCCAUUGCCAGCUACAUCAAAAUUUUAAAGACACUUAGCAAGCAUAUAUGUAGGAUGAAUUGGUCUGCAGGUUGCUAGUAUGCAAUCUGUGUUUAAUGAGUAGUGUAGAAGUUUGGAGAGAGAAGCCAUCUUGAAAGUUUUGGAUCAGUAGCUGGCAUUUCAGCUGCCUAUACUUUAUGUCCUUUCUAGACUAGGGGAUAGCUUUGAUUAAUCCAUGAAUGUGUGAUUAUAAGGGAGCUGUCAUUUUUUAAAAAAAAAUGUUUGUUUUGAAAACAAACCUCCUGUUCUUAGUUGUCAGGAAGGAGGUGGUCAUGGUCAAUACUACUAGUGUACAAAUUUCCUUGGCCUCCCUGGUCAGUUGAUUCAUCAGGCUCUUCUUUCUCCUUGCACACAGUUCAGUCUUUUAUUGGGGGUGGGAGUUUACCAGGGAUUGACCUCAGGGCAAGCACUCUACCAACUGAGCUAUAUCCCCAGCCUCUCAGCCAUUUUUUAAUUUGUUUUUUGAUUUUUUUGUAGUUGUAUAUGGACAGCAUGCCUUUAUUUUAUUUAUUUGCUAAGGAGUUUUAUUUAGUUGCUAAGGAGUGAACCCAGUGCCUCAUGCGCUAGGCAAGUGCUCUGCCACUGAGUUACAGCCCCAGCCCCACCCCCACCCCUUUUUGUACUUCUUUUACAGAGAGGGUCUCACUGAGUUGCUUAGUGCCUCACUAAAUUGCCGAAGCUGGCUUUGAACUCGGGAUCCUCCUGCCUCAGCUUCCUGAGCUGUUGCGAUUACAAGCUUGUGCCAUGUCGCUUGGCCACAGUUCAGUCUUAUACACAAAUGCAUCACACACUACUUUGGACUGAGCUGAAGAAAGAGUGACAGCACAUCAAAGGGAAAAGCCCCAGGACAGCUUUUAUAUGCUCCCUCUGUAUAUAAGUUGACCCUUCUAUUCAUGGUUUCUUGUAUGGUUCCAGUUACCUGUGGUCAACCACAGUCUGAAAAUGUUAGAUGAAAAAUUUCAGAAAUAAUUCCUAAGUUUUAAAUUAUACACCACUUUGAGUAGCAUGAUGAAAUCUUGCACUGUCCCAUCCAUCCCAUGUGGGACGUGAGUCAUCCCAUUGCCCAGUGUGUCCAUGCUCAUGCUGUAUAUGCUACCCAUUAUUUAGUCACUUAGCAGCUCUCAGUUAUCAGAUCACCUUUCUCACUAUCAUAGUAUUGGUGUUCAAGUAACAUUUUUACUUG
Sciurus carolinensis (gray squirrel) is the source of this 3276-nucleotide messenger RNA. RefSeq names its product RNA pseudouridine synthase D4 (gene Rpusd4). The coding region runs from base 23 to 1153 and encodes 376 amino acids. Gene Ontology annotation, molecular function: pseudouridine synthase activity; RNA binding. NCBI's taxonomy places the organism in Eukaryota, Metazoa, Chordata, Mammalia, Rodentia, Sciuridae. The record is from RefSeq and is a predicted model, not a curated record. Gene Ontology annotation, biological process: pseudouridine synthesis. The transcript is spliced from 7 exons.